Juglans regia (Persian walnut) is the source of this 1011-nucleotide messenger RNA. Its product is annotated as signal recognition particle 19 kDa protein. Gene Ontology annotation, molecular function: 7S RNA binding. Bases 234 to 683 code for a protein of 149 amino acids. Gene Ontology annotation, cellular component: signal recognition particle, endoplasmic reticulum targeting. Gene Ontology annotation, biological process: SRP-dependent cotranslational protein targeting to membrane, signal sequence recognition; SRP-dependent cotranslational protein targeting to membrane. NCBI's taxonomy places the organism in Eukaryota, Viridiplantae, Streptophyta, Magnoliopsida, Fagales, Juglandaceae. The transcript is spliced from 5 exons. The record is from RefSeq and is a predicted model, not a curated record.
CCUCCCUUUCCCAAACCCCCGCGACCCAAGCCCCCCGGAUCCCCCAUCCUUGCUGCCCAGCGCCGCCGCUAAUCGCCGUUGACAUCGACAUCGCCGCACCGCCGGGUUUUGAAUUUUUUUGGAUGGGCUGAUUUGUGGGGCGGGCGGUGAGGAACGAUAAUGGCAGCGACGAUGUAGGGGAUAGGAACGACGGCAAAGACGUCGCCCACAAAAUCACUCUAGCUCCGACGGGAAUGAAUGUAGGGGGCGCAGGGUUAUUGAAUUGGAGCAUGGACGGGGGAGGAGAUGUACCGAAUAUAAAGAAGUGGACAGUGUUUUACCCAGUUUACAUCAACUCAAAGAAGACAGUGGCUGAAGGGAGACGGAUAAGCGUGAGCAACGCAUGCGAAAAUCCCACUUGUGCUGAGAUUGCCGAUUGCUGUGGCCAUCUCAAGCUCCCUUUUGCUAUUGAGAUAGAUAAGGCUUAUCCGCGCGAUUUCAUGCAAAGAGGGAGAGUGAGGGUAUUGCUGAAAAAAGAGGAUGGGACUCUCUGUAAUCCAGCCAUAUCUUCAAGAAAACAGCUGAUGCUUCGUGUCGCUGAGUUGGUACCUCGGCAUCCUGGGAGGGUGAAGAAGCAGGAGCCUUCAUCCACAUCCACUGCUGGACCUUCCAAAUCUGGAAAGGGUGGAAGAAAGAAGAGAUAGAUGCAGUGCUGUGAAUGCUAAUAUGAGUUUUCCUUUCAACGUGGUGGCAAGCAUAGGGGUUUGUCAGAUAUUUCUCCAAGCGUUAAAACGAAGCAGUUAACUGUAUAACCUUCUAAUGGGUUUGCUUGGAACGUUUUUGUUACUUGCUUGAAAGAAAACAAACGACAAUGGACAUUAGGUUUAUAUGAACACUAGUACAUUAAAAAUUGACAGGAAUAACCUGAGAGUUUCAAAACCGUUGUGGAUGUUAUUGCUUUGGCUCUGGCCGACACUGGUCGAAAGCCCUACGUGGUGAGUUACUGAAAGCACUGGUUUGGUGCCAUUUUGA